Paramecium pentaurelia is the source of this 914-nucleotide messenger RNA. The record is from the annotation of a GenBank genome assembly. Lineage: Eukaryota; Ciliophora; Oligohymenophorea; Peniculida; Parameciidae.
AUGAUUGAUCGUCUGAUAAUAUGUUUGGCAAUAUUGUUAAUGGUUGGAAAUAAUUAUGCUUUUGAUAUUCCUCAAGCACUAGAGAUUCCAAUCGAAAAAGAGUUUAAAUUAACAUAAACAUAAUUCAAUUUGUUAUACAGCAUAUUUGCAGUUCCAAACAUAGGAUUAUCUAUAGGAGGAGGUAUUAUGAUAGAUAGGAUGGGAGGAAGAUGGGGAGUACAUUUAAUACAAUAAAUAGGUAUUUACAUUUUCAUUAAUGCUUGGACUGUCAUAAUUAUUUAUAGCAUUUGGUGGAUGCUAUUAAAAAUAUUAUAUGAUGUUAGUAGGGAGAGCUAUAUUUGGAAUAGCAAGUGACUUAUUACACAUAGCAGUAUUUAAAGUGAUUGCAAGAAGGAUGCCACAUUGUUUAGGAACAGCAAUGGGAUUGAUUUUAACAGUUCCAGAAUUGGCAGCAGCAUUGAAUUCUUUUUUAUCACCAUAUCUAUUUGAGAAAACUCAUUCUUUAGAGUUGCCUUUACUUUUUGGAUUAUCGUUGUGUAUAUUGGUAUAUUGAAUAAUCCUAACAUUAAAGUCAUUCUUAUCUGGAUUACUAAUGAUAUAUUUAGACACAAAAUAUGAUGCAUGUUUAGUAGAAGAACCAGAUGAAGAAGUUUCAUUAUCUAAAUGUAAGUGAUCAAACUAAAAUAGUUAAGCUUACUAAACCAUUUGUUAGAAUGAGUCUAAUAACAACAUUGAUGUUAGCAGCUUAUGUUCNUAAUUUAGACAACAUAAUUAUCCAAUUAGUUUAAUAAGACAUUGAUGGUAAUAUUAAAUAGUUAUAAAUAUUAAUGGACAAUAAGUCAGUGAUCAUUAAAAUAUUAAGAACUAAUACUGAAUAUAAUGAUAAUAAAAAUGAAUUUAGUAAUUAUCUUUGA